UCAGUUUCCUGUUCAGUGCUAACCGUGUGGACGUAAAUUGCUGUAUGGGAUUUUAUUCUGGUGUGAAAUUGAACGAAAGUGCGGUGUUUGAUUAAUAAGCGGGACGAUGAUUUCCGUAAGUUAUCUAGUUUUAGCCUUUCUAACCUGCCAUCGUGGUUUCACGAGUGCGUCCAACGUGACCGAUGAGUUUCCGACGUCGUACUUGAAGUACGUGCAAGGCAACACCCUGUGGACGGGGAUCGUCAAGAAUUGCAAGCACCCCACCAUGAUCUGCAUCCAAAAUCAAGUCUUCAAGUACCUGAAAACCACCCUGGAUUAUCCGGAGGACGUGGAGGUGGCCAGCUUCUUGAAGUUCUCCAAAAACAAAGUCGACUACGGACAAAUCAAGCGGUCCAUCACCACAGACAAUGCCACGGCCGACGGAUACGUGGACGACCUGUCGCCCCUGGAGGAGAUGUCCAGGUCCCUGCAGGACAACACGCUGAAGUUCCUCAUGACGCACAACUUGGAGCUGCAGCUGCCCGAAACUGUGUUCCAAGGCGCCGUGCUGAAGCUGUCGCCCAGGUCAGUUGAAGGUAAUGGGGCGCUUGUCAAGAUGGAGUUCUUGCCGCCCCCGGACUACGAGGAGAACGUGGAGCAGGGCAGGACAAUAAAAAAAAUUAAAAAGUUCCUCGGGGAACGCCUGAUGUACGCCCUGAUGGCCAUCCUGAUGGUCAUCAAACUCCUCGCCGUCAAGUUCAUGUUCAUCCUGCCGGCGGUGAUGGGCGUGGCCGCCGCCAAGAAGCUGAUCUUCAAGCUGCUGCUGUUCGUGUUCCCGGCCCUCCACCACCUGUUCAAGUGGUGCGCCUACGUGCCGCACACCACCAAGUUCCACCACCACAAGCACCACAUCCAGCACUACCACCACGUGGGGCCCCACGACCACGGCCACGUCGAGGUUAUCGCCCCGCAUUCGGACGGUCCGCCCGCCUUGCACCACUCGUUCGACACGCACGACCCACCCGGACCGUACAAGCACUACUACAACCCCGAGGAGGACCAGGAGCUGCAGUGGGCCUCGCAGGGGCCGGCUUUCAGUGGAGAUUACCUAACACACAGACACGACCCAAGCCAGAACGAUAUAAGCCCAUGGGGUCAAGGUCAAGACGUCCGCCGUACCAGACCGGACGUUAACAAACCAGCGACACCCCAGGAGAUCGAAAACAUUGUACUGAAGGCAGAGAAAGAAGCCCUCAUCAAGGCAAGGCUGCAACAGGAGAAGCUCAAGAUCCAAGAGGAGAAUCUGAAGCUGCAGGAACAGGUGAACAAGGCUCUGAGGCUGCAGGAGAAGCUCAGGCAACAGGCGGCUUUGAUGCAGGCCUCCAAGAAGCAACCACCGGUGGGUCCUCAAGUACGACCUCCGAACGUUUAUCUGGAAACACCACCGCCAGCUCCAAACGCCAAUCUAAAGUCCACGUAUUCGGUUCCUCCCCAGACCGGUUACAACCAACACAAUCCUUACGUGAACCCCCAAGUGCAGCAGCAAAUCCAAGUGCAAAUAACGCCGCAGCAACAGAAGCAAAUCGCCGAAGCCUUGGCUAAGCGGAACGAGCUGGAGCUGGCCAACCAACGCAAGGAGAUCGCCUCGCUGAUCGCCAAGGAGCAGCGGCAGCAGCUGGAGCAGAAGCAGGCGGACCGCAAGGAGGACGCGCUGCAGAAGGAGCUGCUGCAGGCGGCCAGCAUCACCUACGACCCGUUCUACAGCCCCAUCCUGGCCAAGAUCGACGGCAUCCUGCUCGGGCUCGGGUUCAAGGAGGAGCCGUGCAGGGAACGGCUGAUCUGCAGCAUGUACAAGAACCCGCCGAAGUUCAGUCCGCACAGCAACCUACUUUCGGCCGAGCUGAGCAGGGACUCAAAGGAGUUACAAAAGCCGACGUCGACCAACGCAGCGGUGAUAAGGUUCUACAAGUACGUCCAGGCUGCGAGGGAUGGACAGGACAAGAGGGAUUGUAUACGAUUGUACCCGACGUGUGCGGUUAACACAGAGAUAUGAUGUAAAAGACUUUGCGGUUUUGCUGAUUAUUUUGAAUACGUGCACGAUCUUCAAAAUAAUCAAAGAAACAAUUAGUAUGAAAUGUGUUAAGUUCGAAUGGGUACUGUGACUGAAUUCAAUCGUAAACGAUUUGGUUAUCGACGAAAAAUUACACGCUCUAUUUGUUGGAGAAUGGUCGAACAAUUAAAUAGUGAAGUGUGCAAAAAUUGAAGUAAAAUUAAAACUGUCGCAUUAAUUCAGUUACUAGUAUUUAUUAAAAAAAAAUGUGUGCCAAAAAUGUUACUUCAAAUCUACAAUUUUCAGUUUCCAGUAAAUCACCUUCGAUAAAAAUUAAGAGUUAGGACUUAUUAAUAGUGUUUUAACAUUUACUAGUCGUUUUAAUGAUAACCUUUUUAUGCCUACAACAAUUAAAUAAAAAUCUAUUCACCUAGGCUUAGCUCUUGCAAUGUAAAUAUGAGAUUGUAUUUCUAAUUUAGGAUUUGCUCAAUUAAUUUGCUGCUAAAUGCAAUUAUGGAGCACUGAGUUAUUCUAGUGUUAUUCAUAGUUUAUUGUCAACUUUUGUUACAUGACAAAAUUAGUUUAGGUUUAAUUUAUUUUAUUUAUUUAUUUAUUUAUUUAUUUAUUUAUUCUGGCUUUCGAUUAGGA
Aethina tumida (small hive beetle) is the source of this 2677-nucleotide messenger RNA. RefSeq lists its product as uncharacterized. The record is from RefSeq and is a predicted model, not a curated record. NCBI's taxonomy places the organism in Eukaryota, Metazoa, Arthropoda, Insecta, Coleoptera, Nitidulidae. Bases 107 to 2032 code for a protein of 641 amino acids. The transcript is spliced from 5 exons.